AUGCCUACGCUGCCAGGCCGCAUCCUCUCCCAAGCCCGACUCGGCGACUUCUGGGAAUACAUAUUCCGCCACUUGAACUUCUACCGGAUUCAUUUAUUGUUCUUCACCUUCACGCCGCUAAUAUUCUCCGGUAUAUUCUAUGCCGCCAAUGGCCAAUACCAUGUGGACUACAUCGACUGCCUGUACAACUGCGUCAGCGCGAUCACAGUUUGUGGCCUUGCAACUGUCGAUCUGAGCGGUCUGACGCCGUUCCAACAAGCACUUCUCUUUAUUCAGAUGUGUCUCGGUAGCCCAGUCGUCAUAUCGUGGACGAUGGUCUAUAUUCGAAGGAGCUUCUUUGCACGCAAGUUCCAGCGCAUAGUCGAGGCCGAAUUAGCCCGCAAUGCGGCACGCGAGCUGCACCGGCCGGUUGACGUGAAGAUUGAGCCGUGGUGGAGGAAGCUGUGGACCAUGCUGAAGUGGGAAAGAGGCACGCGCUUGCGCUCGUUCAGCGACAUCUCUGUGCAAGAGAUCGGCCCCGUCAAAGCGCGGGGACGCAUACAUCUGCGCCCGGAUAUGAUUCGGCGCGUCGAGGGCGCACCGAAGCUAGUCGACCCCAGUGGAUGGAUCAGUGAGGGUGUCUCCGACCAACCAGGACAGGACAACACUGCGCAGAACGAGAAAAUUGAGACAGACGAGAGUCGCCGAACGUCCGCGUAUGGCGAGUCGAGUUCAACAGGGCAUACCGACAGCACAGAGGUCGAGAAGAAAGAGCGUCCGCAGACCCAAGACCCACAGAACCCGCCUGCAACGCGCGGGCCCCAAUUGGUCCACACGCAGACCGUCGAGUUCGCGGCGCCUCCUGCGCCGCACCGUCGAACGUAUAACAUAUUCUGUGCAGGGCAUAUGUCGCGGCCGACCAUGUCGCGUCCUACGAUGUCACGUCCCACGAUGUCGCGCCCGACAAUGUCUCGCCCAACGAUGUCAAGACCCACGAUGUCGCGGCCGAUGACGAUGCCGCGCACGGGCACUAUCACGACGGGGGCUUCGCAUGCGUUCCCACCACGGCGUACUAUGCACAAGGGCUUUGGCGGGUUUCCCAUGCCGCACGAGUUGAUUUCCCGCCUGUUUGGCCGCGCGUUCCCAUCUCUAGAGCGCAAGCUGACGCGGACGAUUACCAUGCCGCGGACGCGCACGAUCGCCUCCGAGCGGGGAACGGUGGGCCCGGGUGCGCGCCCAGUGCCGUAUAUCUCGUUCGAGGCUGUUGUGGGCCGCAAUUCCGUGUUCCAGAGCCUGACGCGCGAGCAGCUCGAGGAGCUUGGGGGUGUUGAGUAUCGCGCGUUAUCGGCGUUGUUGUGGAUCGUUGGCGCGUACCAUAUCGGCUUGCAAUUGUUGGCCUUUGUGAUCAUUGCUCCGUAUAUGUCUAUCGCGCGGUGGCGGGAGGACUUCGUACCACCUGCACUCCACAAACCGGUAUCAUCUACAUGGUACGUGUAUUCUGCUUUUCAAGUGGUCUCCUCUUACACGAACACCGGCAUGUCUCUUGUCGACGAAUCCUUGGUUCCUUUCCAACGGGCGUAUCCUAUGAUACUAUGCAUGAUUAUUCUUAUAUUAGCCGGCAAUACGGCCUUCGUACAUUACGUUUUCAGAUGUGAUGCAACGGACUGGUUCUUCUUCUUGGUACUAGACAUCGGCAACCCUGCGAUCGCGAAUAUACCACUGGGUGUGCGGUUCAUCAUCGGGCUGCUACAGGCUACUGCAGUGCGCGCCGCAGGGUUUGGUACUGUCACGCUGGCUGCACUCGCCCCCGCAGUGAAAGUCUUAUACGUGAUUAUGAUGUAUGUCAGCGUCUACCCGAUUGCCAUGAGUGUCCGCUCUACGAACGUGUACGAGGAGAAGUCCUUGGGCGUAUUCCCAUCCGAAGAGGAGCUCUCGCCAGAGGAUGCAUUCAGCCACACCGGCAACCGCGCUACAGUAUGGGGAAGGUACCUCGCCAUGCACGCGAGGAAGCAGUUGUCCUUCGAUAUGUGGUGGCUGGGAACGGCGCUGUUCCUGGUGUGCAUCAUCGAGAAGAAUGGUUUGGAGGACGAGGCGAGCAACAACUGGUUCACCAUCUUCACCGUAGUGUUCGAGCUGGUGUCGGCGUACGGCACGGUCGGUCUCAGUCUAGGCGUCCCAUACGCCAACUACUCCUUUUCCGGCGCGCUACGUCCUCUCUCGAAGCUCAUCAUCUGUGCCGUGAUGCUCCGUGGUCGUCACCGCGGCCUCCCUGUUGCGAUCGACCGCGCCGUCAUGCUACCAUACGAGUACAAACACGAUCCUCAGGACGGUUACGGCGAGGAGAACGAGGGCGAGUACGCCAUGGAGGACCACGACACUGCGUACCCGGAACGCGAGUGGGUGUGGCACGAUCCGCAAGGGCCCGAGGGCGACGGCAGCCCGCAUAUCCAGAUCAGCUCGGUGCCCCGGCCGAAGGAUCUCGAGGGCGUGCUCCGAAAACCGGAGCAGCCAAGCGGCGCGCAAGGGGGCGACGAGGCAGCCCGUGCGAUGGAGGAACGGACUAGUAGCAAACAGGAUUAG
Molecule: messenger RNA, 2559 nt
Organism: Trametes versicolor FP-101664 SS1
Lineage: Eukaryota; Fungi; Basidiomycota; Agaricomycetes; Polyporales; Polyporaceae
Product: TrkH-domain-containing protein
Exons: 17
Coding region: 1-2559 (852 amino acids)
Biological process (GO): potassium ion import across plasma membrane; intracellular potassium ion homeostasis
Cellular component (GO): plasma membrane
Molecular function (GO): high-affinity potassium ion transmembrane transporter activity
Source: RefSeq, a predicted model, not a curated record